Molecule: messenger RNA, 1671 nt
Organism: Lachancea mirantina
Lineage: Eukaryota; Fungi; Ascomycota; Saccharomycetes; Saccharomycetales; Saccharomycetaceae
Source: the annotation of a GenBank genome assembly
AUGACCUACGGAUCUAGAGACCAACAGUACAACCAGGACAACUACGGAGGCCGUGGUGGUGAUUUUCGCGGUGCCAGACCCUCUGACCGUCAAUAUCAGAGCGGCGGUGGUUUCCGUAACGGUGGCGGUUUCCGUGGAGGAAACUACCGUGCUCCUCCUUCGCAACCACAAGAAUUGGUUGCACCAAACUGGGACGAAGAACUUCCAAAUUUGCCAAAGUUUGAGAAGAACUUCUACGUCGAGCACGAGACCGUGAAGGACCGUUCGGACUCUGAGGUGCAGCAAUUCAGAAAGGAAAAUGAAAUGACCAUUUACGGUAAGGACAUUCCAAAGCCAAUCACAUCUUUCGACGAGGCUGGCUUCCCAGACUACGUUUUGGCUGAGGUUAAGGCCGAAGGUUUCGAAAAGCCAACCGGCAUUCAGUGCCAAGGUUGGCCAAUGGCGCUUUCUGGUCGCGACAUGAUUGGCGUUGCUGCCACUGGUUCUGGUAAGACUCUUUCUUACUGUUUACCUGGUAUUGUGCACAUCAACGCUCAGCCACUGCUAUCUCCUGGUGAUGGGCCUAUUGUUCUUGUCCUAGCUCCAACCAGAGAACUUGCCGUUCAAAUUCAAAAGGAAUGUUCCAAGUUUGGUAAAUCCUCUAGAAUAAGAAACUGCUGUGUCUACGGUGGUGUUCCCCGUGGUCACCAAAUCAGAGAGCUUACUAGAGGUGCUGAAAUUGUGAUUGCUACCCCAGGACGCUUGAUCGAUAUGCUCGAGAUCGGUAAAACGAACUUGAAAAGAGUCACUUACUUGGUCUUGGAUGAAGCUGACAGAAUGUUGGACAUGGGUUUCGAGCCUCAAAUCCGCAAAAUCGUGGACCAAAUCAGACCAGACAGACAAACCCUUAUGUGGUCUGCUACUUGGCCAAAGGAGGUUCAACAACUUGCUAAGGAUUACCUACACGAUGCCAUUCAGGUCAACGUCGGUUCUUUGGAGCUAGCUGCAUCUCACAACAUCACUCAAAUUGUGGAAGUUGUCUCUGAAAUGGAAAAACGUGACCGCAUGUUAAAGCAACUUGAAGCUGCUGCUGAGGACAAAGAGUCUAAGAUUUUGAUUUUUGCCUCUACUAAAAGAACUUGUGACGAGUUGACCAAGUACUUGAGACAAGAUGGAUGGCCUGCUUUGGCGAUUCACGGUGACAAGCAACAGCAAGAGCGUGACUGGGUUUUACAAGAGUUUAGAAGUGGGAGAUCACCUAUUAUGGUUGCAACGGAUGUUGCCGCUAGAGGUAUUGAUGUCAAGGGUAUCAACUUCGUCAUUAACUAUGACAUGCCAGGUAACAUUGAAGAUUACGUCCAUCGUAUUGGUAGAACCGGUAGAGCCGGUGCCAAAGGUACUGCUAUUUCCUUCUUUACCGAAGCCAACAAGAGCUUGGGUGCCCAGCUUAUCAGCAUCAUGAGAGAAGCUAACCAACAGAUUCCUCCAGAGUUGUUGCAAUACGAUAGAAAACAAUAUGGCGGUCACCCAAGGUAUGGACGUGGUGGAUUCGGUGGUCGUGGCGGCCGCGGUGGAUACGGACGCGGUCGUGGUCGUGGUGGCUAUGGUGGUGGCAGCUACGGUGGUGGCUACGGCGGCCAAAGAUCCAGAGAUUCUGGUUGGGGAAACAGAGGUAAUAGCUACAACUAUUAG